UUGGCUAACUUUAACAGUGGUAAAUACGGAGCGACGUCGCCAUGCUUGCUAGGAAGACUUCACACUUGAAGCCAAACGAUAGAGAUAAAUAUUCUGUGUUAUUGCCCACCUAUAACGAAAGGGAAAACCUCCCUUUGAUUGUGUGGCUUUUGGUGAAAUAUUUCGAUGAAAGUGGUUACAAGUACGAGAUUAUCGUCAUUGACGACGGAAGCCCCGAUGGGACAUUGGAAGUGGCCGAACAGCUCCAAACGAUAUAUGGAAAGGACAAAAUACUUCUCCGGCCACGAGCAACGAAGUUAGGCCUGGGCACCGCUUACAUCCACGGCAUGAAGCACGCCACAGGAAAUUUCAUCUUCAUCAUGGAUGCUGAUCUCUCUCAUCAUCCCAAAUUCAUCCCAGAAUUUAUUGAGAAGCAGAAGGAAGGCGAUUAUGAUUUGGUGUCGGGUACUCGCUACCGAGGCAACGGUGGCGUCUAUGGGUGGGACCUGCGUAGGAAACUCAUCAGUCGGGGCGCCAAUUUUCUGACUCAAGUGCUGUUGCGGCCUGGUGCUUCAGACCUCACAGGCAGCUUCAGACUGUACAAGAAGAAAGUCCUUGAGAGUCUGGUUGAGCGUUGCGUGUCCAAAGGUUACGUCUUUCAAAUGGAAAUGGUUGUCCGAGCCAGGCAGCUCAAUUACACCGUUGGAGAGGUUCCCAUUUCCUUUGUGGAUCGAGUCUAUGGCGAGUCCAAACUGGGAAGGAACGAGAUUGUGUCAUUUGUGAAAGGCCUCCUCAUACUAUUCGUCACUACAUGAUCACUCCAUAUGCGGCAUACUGUAUAUACAUGGCCUGCUAGAGCUUUAUAUUGAGGACUUUAUAUAAAUUGAAUUGACCCUGAUGGGGGGGAAUUCCACACCUUUGGUUUAAGCAAAUGAUGAGAGAGCGCACCCUCCUGUUCGAAAUAAAUGGAUUAUCGGAAUAAUGGAGGCCAGUUUGUGUUGUACAUUACCUUCCUUGUCUUCAAUGGACUUUGCACAAAGAGUGUAUGCUGUCUCAUCAUGCCCGACUGUAGACAAUUGUGAUACAGGAUUUCACAAUACAUGCACCAUCAACGAUUUGAGUAAAAGAGCAAUUAUGUUAAAUGUCCAUGUUUUAGAAAUACAAGGAUUAUUUCUAAGACGCUAAUAAGUUGUGUUUGAGUCUAAUUGUGCCCGAUGUGCUGUCUCAAUGUCUUGUUCCAGAUGGCUUGGAGUAGUCGUACAGUGUUCCCCCACUAAAUAAAAAAAAAAAUAAAUAAAUCGCGAUCAUUUUUCAUGGGUUUUACAGUAUACUUACUGGUAUGCCAUUGCAUAUGGGAACGGAGAGCCACAGUUGCCUGUGCACUUUUCAACCAUUUAUUGAACGACGGUAAAACGCGCACAUGCAGGAGGAUAUAGGAGAUGCUGUCAGCCACAGCCCAGACACACAAAGACUCGCCAAUGUAACAUGCCCACCUGACCAGGCCCCGCCUCUUAAAGGCACUUUCAUGUAUAUAGCGUAGACACCACUAACAACAAUUGCAAUAUUUGUGUUAAAUAUAUUAUAGAAGUUAUCAUUUAUUUGCUUAGCUUGCAUUAGUAUGAUGGACAAUUUUAGAUGUUUCGCCUUCAAAAAGAAGACUCAGCAUCAUCCAUGGAAGGACGCUUGGACCAAGGACGUGAUCGGAUGUGGUCGGGUCGUGACAGGUGUUGAUCCAAUAUUAUGUGUUGUGUCUUAUUGCUUAGAAUACUAUGUCUGGGGAAAAACCCUCUUAUUAUCAAAUAUUUUGUGUUGUGUCUUAUUACUUAGAAUAAUAUCAAAUAUUAUGUGUUGUGUCUUAUUGCUUAAAAUACUAUGUCUGGGAAAAAACCCUCUUAUUAUCAAAUAUUCUGUGUUGUGUCUUAUUGCUUAGAACAUUAUGAUUGUAAAUCCCUCCUAUUUCAAAUAAAUGCAGGAGCGAGGGGGGGGGAUUGUUUAGAGCGUGUUGAGAGACUGUGAUCUGAACAAUCUCCCAUACGCCCUCCUCAUGAGAAAAAGUAACAAGCGUCUUCAUUCCUUUUGUGUCUAUUAUAAUGUUGGGUAAGAUUAAUCUAACAUAAAUUGGUCCUUCGAGCCGGAUGUCAACACACCCGAAGAUUCCAGUUGUGGAGCUGACAUCCAGUUAAGAGACCGUGGCCACGGCAUUUGAGACCCUUUCCGGGACUGGUCUUCGGACUUCUCAACUGGGAUCUGGAGGUUGACGACAAUCCAAGGAUUGAAGACGACUUUGGUGAGUUAAAUUUUAAAAAAAAUUUUUAGGAAAAAGGAAUAAAAGAGUGAAUGAAUUGCGCGACGAAGAAGUCUGCGGCAGAAUAAACCUUGUGUAAUACUAGUCCCUGGCAAGUUAGAUGGAGGACGGAAUCCGAUAAAAUCCGUGGGGACGGCGGAGUCCUGUACGUACUUAAAUUCCGUAUUUCUGUAUUUCUGUAUUUCUGUGUUUCCGUGUUUUCGUGUGUUUAUAAAAACGUUAUUAAUAACGUGUGUAUGUGUAAAAGUAUGAAUUUAUAAGACAGGAUUGUAAGUGACAACUGAGUUUGGAAGCAAAGGCAAGAAUUCUCCGCCCCAAUUAGGGUAGAAGCUUGAGAAUUACCAAAACUCAGACAUUAAUUGUCACCCUGUCAUUUUUGAAUAAAGUCAGUAUUUAGGUCACUCUAGGUGCAAAUGAACUGACUUCCAAAUUCACAAAAAUGGGAAAUAACAACAAUAAACCGGAUCCAAAAAUAGGCCUAACAUGUAAAGAUUGGAAAUAUGUUCAACUCCAAAACCCUUCCAAAAUAGAACAUUUAAACACGUGGAUAACCAAAUACGGUUUCGCUGGCCAGCUAAAUUCGCAAAAAAUAGUGAAACUUCAAAACGAAAUAAAGUGUCGACACAAAAAUGAUAUAUCACAAAUACAAAAAGAUGGAUUUGACGACUUACUCUUCUGGUUAAA
Messenger RNA from Phyllopteryx taeniolatus (common seadragon), 2968 nucleotides. RefSeq names its product dolichyl-phosphate mannosyltransferase subunit 1, catalytic (gene dpm1). Gene Ontology annotation, biological process: GPI anchor biosynthetic process; protein O-linked glycosylation via mannose. The transcript is spliced from 9 exons. NCBI's taxonomy places the organism in Eukaryota, Metazoa, Chordata, Actinopteri, Syngnathiformes, Syngnathidae. Bases 42 to 794 code for a protein of 250 amino acids. The record is from RefSeq and is a predicted model, not a curated record. Gene Ontology annotation, cellular component: endoplasmic reticulum membrane. Gene Ontology annotation, molecular function: dolichyl-phosphate beta-D-mannosyltransferase activity.